Acanthoscelides obtectus is the source of this 1078-nucleotide messenger RNA. NCBI's taxonomy places the organism in Eukaryota, Metazoa, Arthropoda, Insecta, Coleoptera, Chrysomelidae. The record is from the annotation of a GenBank genome assembly.
UGCGAGUGGAGCCACGUCGCCCGUAACGUGACCGGUUCGGAAAAUGAGUAGAAAUGUGCGAAAACGGGCUCAGGCCCUGUCUGAUGCAGAUUCGGAUUCGUCUGAUGAGCUGUCCGGAAUCAUGACCCAGUUGAACAAGCUGUCUCGUAAGGUAUCCCGACUUCAGAAGAAGCGCAAAAGACGAGAGCCGUCACCCGAAAGCUCGGAUAGUAGUGUUGGUGAAAGAAGCCUCUCCCAAAUCAUUCGGCCUGCUACCGUAGGCCUGGUAAACUACGAUACCUCUUCAUCGGGACACGGAACCUUGGAGAGGAACAAUGUUGCCGAGUGCGAUGUUGCCGAACGCAGUGUUGCCGAACGCAGUGUUGCUGAAUGCAGUGUUGCCAUCUCGGAUGAAAUUUUGAGACUUUUGGGGAAAAACUCUGUGGACGAUCAAGCCUCUACAAAAGACAUUAACAGCGAACUUGUUCAAAUUUGGUCCCAUAUAUUACAGGAAGGUUUGGAUUCUGAGGUUUUAGCAACUAUAUGUAAAAAAUAUUCUCCUCCCACUAACUUAAGCCUUGCUAAUGCCCCCAAACUGAACUCAGAGGUUUUAUCGGUUCUCACGGAACAACACAAGCAGCGGGACUUGAAGCUCUCUAAGCGCCAAGACCAGAUGGGGGCUGCCCUGGUGGCAAUUGGCAAAGCGCUGACAAUUCUGUUGGAAAAAGGGAAGGGGGCACAUACCAGAGUGCUGGUCGAAUGCCUCAGUGAUGCCGGACGUUUAAUUUCGGACAUUCACCAUGAAGAAUCUACGUGUAGGCGGAAUUUGGUAUCGGUGAGUGUAGACAAACAGCUCCGAGGAACCCUUUCUAACGUAUCUGUGGAUGGUUGGCUGUUUGGACAAAAUCUGGGUGAUCGGGUGAAAGCAGCUCGUGAAAUGGAAAAAUUGUCAUCCAACCCGAAGCCGAAAGCAGUUACUGCUACACUGACGUCUUCGGUAAACUUCAAGGGUCUGCCUCGAGUGAAUGUCAAGGGUUAUCGAGACAGACCGAAAUACUCACGGAAAACCCCGAGUUCCGAAGCCAAGACUCCUCGGUAA